This is a messenger RNA of Pyricularia grisea, 231 nucleotides long. RefSeq lists its product as uncharacterized. The transcript has 2 exons. Lineage: Eukaryota; Fungi; Ascomycota; Sordariomycetes; Magnaporthales; Pyriculariaceae. The coding region runs from base 41 to 148 and encodes 35 amino acids. The record is from RefSeq and is a predicted model, not a curated record.
GUUUUAUUAUGGCUUUUCUCCUCAACAAACCUUUCUCGUGAUGGGAAUUUACAUAUGCGUUUGUAGGCUUUGGCUCUUUGCUUCGCAUCAAGCCCUUUUCACCAACGCCUCAGAAGAACCACGAAUCAGGGCAUGCAUGUGUGUUUGAUCCUUAGAUCUAGACAUCUUCCAGAAUACGGCGCUUUGGUUUUCAGCUGCACGCCGUCCGUUUUCUCCCUGCUUCCACCACGG